UAUUUUUGCUGUAUUUUGAAUCAAAUAAAUGCAGGCUUUAUGAGCAGAUGAGAAUUCUUUUAAAACAUUUGAUUGGUAGUGUAUAUACACUAUUUAAUAAAAGCACAUUUGGAAAUGGCUUCAUGUUUUUAUGGAUUUUUAAAUGGGUCUUUAAAUUAAAAACUUUAACUUUUAAAACUCAUUACUUGACUGACUUUUUCCCAUGAUUUGACUGCUUGACAGCUCAUGAUUUAGGCUUGGCUCUUGCAAAACAGUAACUUGGAGCGAAAUCUAAAUGCAAAACCAUGUUAAGUUUUAACUCAAUGGAGCAGAGGAAUUCAGUAUUUAUACUGUAUAUUUUCUGUAUAUAAUAAUAAAAAAUAAAAUUUUCCAUGUAUAGUCCUUGUGUGCGUGAGAGCAGUUGAACGGGGCGUAGGUAAGACCUUAAGUAAAUUAUCUUUUAAAAUGAAUCAGAAGGAAACAGGAUUGCUUGAUUAUAAACAGCUUCAAAAAAUUCAACAACAGUGAAAAAGGUUCUUUGCAAAGGGAUUUAGUUUAUUUUCAUUUAGAACAAUCACCUAAUGAAUAAUUUGAAAUGAUAUUGUUUAACAGCACUGAUCUUUUUUUUAAUUAUGUUUUACAAUGCUUUUAAAAAAGUACCUUUGUUUCUUCAAAUGUUAAAUCUCUCACUUUCUCUGUAUCUCUCUCCACUGGCUUCCUGCGGUCAGACACAACUUGAAAACUGAGCUCCUCCUUCCUUUCACUGUAGACCAUAGCAAUGACCUGCUGUUCUUGCACUGGAACAGAGAAGCUUUUGGCUCACACGUCGACCUAUUUUUGCAGACAGUAAGGUAUUGUGGCAAGCCAAAAACCACAAAGGAAAUACAGUCACAGGUUUAGGAGCAAUGAUUGCGAUAACAGCAAUGUCUUCAUACAGCAUCUUUUAAUAAUUCUUGCGAAUAUGCUUAUCAAAAGAUUAGAUAAGAUAUAGCUUUUUGACUUAAAGCUACAGUCCCUAAUUUCUGGGUAAUUAUUAGGUGAUAAAAAAUGUACACCAUUUUGCCCGCUCAACCGCAUGUAAAUUUCCAGAACCUGUUUUUCAAAGUUUAAUGACUUUAAAAUUUAUACAGCAUUUGAAGAACAAGAACACAAGAAUGUGUCCUGUGUGAACUGACUUGGACUCAGUCUUGGAGUUUACAUACAUAAUUAAUUAGAGAAAAAUUAUUAAUCAAAUGACAGCCCUAAUUAUGUUUUCAUGCUGUUCAUUUUUAAAGUUAAAACCCCUACAGCUGAUUUAAAGGCCAAGAACAAAGUAUUUUUCAGAUCUUUAUUAACAUGUUAUAUGGGAUAUAUACAAGUUUUUUUGUGUGGAUCUGCUCUAAUGUUUAUUUUAGAAUUACAGAUUACAACUUGAUGAAGCACUUCCUGUGCAGAGUUACUCAAUGCUGCUGUGGGAAUCGAGGUUACAACAUCACAACCAAAUAAUAUUGGCAUAUAAGAGAGAGUUCAGUCGGAGUUGGUGGAAACUUCAAGCAUUCGAGAGGAAGUUGUGGACCUGAGAGAAAUAAAGAAUGGCCUCUCUCAGAUUAAGACGGAGAUUAUCGAUGUGGAACCGGUUGCCAAGAUGGACAACCGCUUCUUUGGCGAGCUUCUUGCUGAGGUUUACCGCAAGAACUCAGAUAUUCACACUUGCAUCUCUGAGCAUGUGGCCAAGAUCCGUGGAAGGAAACACCUUCUGGACCCCACCAUUGACUACAAGGUGGAAAAAGAAGAAAUAGAGAGUCUCAUUCCUAAAGGAGUGUCCGAACUGACUAAGCAACAAAUCCGCUACCUGCUGCAGACUCGUAUAACGGCUGAUAAAACCAUGCGUCUGUUGAUGGCCACGUUUAGCAGUCUGCGAGAGGAGCUAGUGCAUAUGCAGGAUGAUCUCAGGCGUCUGGAGAGUGAGAAGGAGGAGCUGGAGAGAGAUCUGAGCUUCAAGGCAGAUCAGGCUCUGCAAUACGACAGACUACUGGAGACCGUACGUGAGCACAACAGACAACUGCAGGCAGCCGUGAAGGAAAGCAAUAACACUCAGCGUACUCUAGAAAGUCAGGUACUGAACUUGCAAAGCAAAGACCCCAGCAAAGACUUCCGCAUUAAAGAAUUGGAGGGCAGCAAGAGAGCCCUGGAGCAGGAGAACGAGCUGCUCAGGAAGAAGUUGGCAGGGCAAUGCAGUAGUUCCACUGUCCAAAUCAAAACACAGGAGCUGUCCAGAGAGUAUGAACAGAUGCUGAGAGAUCUACGAGAGGAGAAGGACAGAGAACUCAAGAACCUGCGGGCUCAGCUUGUAAAGAUCCAGACCGAGCGCACCACAACAGUACACACCUCUGAUAGUAGCUUGGAGUUGCGUAUUUCUGAGCUGCUGUCCAAACUGGAACAACGUGAAAGUCUAAUCAAACACCAGGAGGAGGAAAUCAGGAGACUCAAACAGCAGAAAACUGACAACUCCAGCAGUACAACAAGGACUGUUGUUACCAAGAGAUACAUGAACCAGUACCCUAUUCUGGGUCUGCUGAGUGACGAGUACCAGUACACACCACCCAUUAAAGAGGACAGGACUGUCAUCAUCGAGAGUACGGGGGUCUCGAAAGUCAUCUAGAUUGUAUGAACAGGAAGAAGAUUUAGAGGCUUACCCGUUUUCCCCGUCCAAAUCUCAUUCCCUCCCUCUCUCUCUGCAUGCUGCCUUCUUUCCAGUGGCUCCUAUUGGUGAUGGUGGUGCUGACUUUUUAGUUUCUAUGCUUUGGAAUUGGACAAUGCCAUUUGAAGUAAGAACUAAAACAGCAUUUAAUGACAAAAUCUUUCAAAAGCAUUGUUUACUAAAAUACUGCGUGACUACUGUUUUUUUUAAUAUAUAUUUUAUGAUGCACCACAACCUUCAGUAGCCUCUAGCCAACACUACUGUAAAUAUUUGGACAGAAAUGAUUUGCAAGUAUCAUAUACCUUGAAUGGAAUAAAAAUUGAGCAUUGUCAUGUUAUGUAAAAGGUAAUUGCUGGUUUUGUUGGUUUUCUUGUUCAUUUGGGUAUAUUAAUUAUGCAGAUUUUAUUCUGUUUUUAUUGUUAUGUCAGAGAGGUGAUGCUUUUUGUAAAAAAUGAUGCAUAUAUGUCAUAGUGGUCGACCGACGCAUGUUUUUGGUCCAUGCAGGUAUAUUUAGAGCAGUAUGACCCACUAUAUAGAAUUUUUUUAUUUUCUGAAGUUUUUGAAUGUCUUAAGAAGGAUGCAUUUAUUUGAUCAAAAUAAAGUAAAACAGAAAAAAAAAGAAAUAUUAUUACAAUUUAAAGUAACUUUUUAUUUUAAGAUUUUUACAAAUAUAUUUUAUAUAUAUGAUGGCAAAACUGAAUUUUCAGUAUCAUUACUCACAUGAUCUAUCAGAAAUCAUCCUAAUAUGAUUUGUUCCUUAAGGAAAAGUAUUAUUAUCAGUAAUAAAAAAGGCUUCAAAAAAUGUCCACAUUUUUUGUUAUAGAAAGUUCAAAAGAACACCAUUUAUUUGAACAUUGUAAGAGUUUUUACUGUUACUUUUGAUCAAUUUAAUGCAUCCUUGCUGAAUAAAAGUAUUAAUUUCAAAUAAUAAUAAUAAAACUAAACCCAAACACAAAAAAGAGAAAUAUUUUAAAACAGAAAAUCACAUUAUCUGUUUACAAAGCUGUUAGAUGUUGUAACUGACACAAGGAGGCGCCAACACAGUAAUCAGCCAAUGCCAAAUAUCUGCUUAUUUAUUGGUCUGGCUGAUACUUCGGUAGACCACUAAUAUAUAAUGUAAGCUGGUGAGGGGUUUUACUGCUUUAAAGUGGUUGAUAGUGCAUGGGUUAACAGUGAUUGCUGUAAUCUAAGUUCUCACAGCUAUCCUAUAUAUCAACUUUGGUUAGAAGACAUCUUUUCAAAUAAAACAAAUAUAAAAACUCUGCUCAGUAAACGCUGGCAGCUAUAGGGCCUGCAUAAACAUUUCUGUUUUUUAUAGUCUGAAACUGCUGGGGUGUUUUUGUCAUGGUACACUGAAUGUAUUCUACAGUAUCUGCAUGAAUCAAAUAGGGUUUUUUUUUUUUACUUACUUUAUUAUUCUUCAUAAGACUCUGACACUUGAAGGGGCAUUGCUAUGUUUGAGUGUGGAGUUUUCUAGGUUUACCUUUAUUACAGUGCAAUUGUUAGUGGUGUGAAAGAACAGAGUGGCAAAGAACGAGUGGUUUAUGAUGUCAUUACGUGGUGGAUUGUAGCAUUAUAGGUAGCUUGGAUAUCUAGACUUUUUUUUUACAUAUAUACCUUAUGUGACUAUAAAGAAAUUCUUCUCUUAGACUUGUAGAACAAUGCUGUUCUAAGAAAAUGAUGUCUUGUGUGAUAUCCUGACUAAAUGCAUCUAUUAAAAACUGUUGGAGUGCCCCUUUAAAUUCGUUAACAUUACAAUCACAGUGUUGCAUCUGCAGCAUUUAUCUCUUUUGUGGAUGUAACUUUACAUCUUGUAACUGUUUGUGCUUAAAAUAAAGAAUAUUUUGACCUCUUGA
Messenger RNA from Labeo rohita (rohu), 4515 nucleotides. RefSeq names its product POF1B actin binding protein (gene pof1b). Lineage: Eukaryota; Metazoa; Chordata; Actinopteri; Cypriniformes; Cyprinidae. The transcript has 12 exons. Gene Ontology annotation, molecular function: actin filament binding. Gene Ontology annotation, cellular component: bicellular tight junction; actin filament; adherens junction. Gene Ontology annotation, biological process: actin filament organization; bicellular tight junction assembly; epithelial cell morphogenesis. The record is from RefSeq and is a predicted model, not a curated record. The coding region runs from base 1604 to 2620 and encodes 338 amino acids.